UUGUAUGUAUAUAUAUAUAUAUCAUAAACCUGAUAAAAAGCAAUUUAGAGCACAGUUUCUUUCUCAAUUAUUACAGAGGUAAAAGCAUUUACCAUCAUGAAGCUUUUUGCAUUCCUCGUUUGUUCCAUGUGUUCCAUGGUGUUGUUUCACCACAUCGAUGCUACAAGCUAUCAGUUUGACAUAAAACAAUCUCUGGCAACAAUCGACCUAUUGCUCAAGGCUGGUCUGAGUAGCUUAAAAGUGCAUGUAAGCAGCCUUUUUAAAUCAACAAGUGGAAAGAUUCCAAUUGAUGGCACACCACUUAUCAUGAAUUACUUUGCUCAUGAUUGUGAUAUCCAUAUAGGAAGAAAGAGAAUGUUUCUUGACAAAAUAAUUUCCUGUGAAGCAGAAGUUACUGAAGCUGUUACGAAAACUUCACGCACAUGUGUGAAACCGACUCAGACAGAGGCAGUCCAAUGUGCAGUAAAAGAGAUCCUUGAGAAAAUUAAAUCCGAUGCUGAAAAGGAUAAAACCACAACAUACUGAUUUACAAGCUUUGCUUUGAUUUCUUUUUGCAUAUUACAUCCUUUGCCACCCUCAUUUUUUUUUUUUUUUUUAAUAAUAUUUCCCUUUGAAUAAACAGAUUAACUAGU
Octopus bimaculoides (California two-spot octopus) is the source of this 632-nucleotide messenger RNA. RefSeq lists its product as uncharacterized. Lineage: Eukaryota; Metazoa; Mollusca; Cephalopoda; Octopoda; Octopodidae. The record is from RefSeq and is a predicted model, not a curated record.